Messenger RNA from Hemibagrus wyckioides, 2741 nucleotides. RefSeq names its product ankyrin repeat domain 34Ba (gene ankrd34ba). The transcript is spliced from 2 exons. Gene Ontology annotation, molecular function: protein binding. The record is from RefSeq and is a predicted model, not a curated record. The coding region runs from base 192 to 1817 and encodes 541 amino acids. Lineage: Eukaryota; Metazoa; Chordata; Actinopteri; Siluriformes; Bagridae.
ACCAACGUCACACCUGCUAUCUACGCACCCACUCUUGCAUUAACUCGACAGUCAGGCAACCAGCCUGGCCAACUGGCAUUAACACAGCUAAUAGAGCAUCAACACGGCUACAUUUCUUCACAAGAUUUCAGGGCUUUGCAAUGGCAACCUUGUUGUUUGCUGGAAGGUAAGAAACAGUAAAAGCAACAAAGAUGAAUGGUGUGCAAAGUGUUCACACAGACAGUAACUCUCUGCUCAAAGCAGUCUAUUUGGGUCGUCUCCGCUUGACACGCCUCCUUCUAGAGGGCGGAGCUUACAUAAAUGAGAGCAAUGAGCAUGGAGAGACACCCCUGAUGAUUUCCUGUAAAAGCAGAUACUCUGAUACCCAGGGGGUUCCAAAGGCAAAGAUGGUGGGAUAUCUUCUGGAGAGCGGUGCUGAUCCAAACAUUCAGGACAAAAGUGGCAAGACUGCUCUGAUGCAUGCCUGCUUUGAGCAAGCAGGACCUGAAGUUGUGUCCCUACUCCUGGAUAGUGGGGCAGAUCCCUGUCUAAAGGACCAUGUAGGCUCCUCUGCUUUGAUCCAUGCCAUUAAUUCCAGUGAUGAAGAAACAUUGAAGCUGCUAAUGGAUGCUUUUAAGGCCAAAGGUAAAGAAAUCAUCAUCAUCACCACAGACAGACUUGUCUGCGGAAGGCAGGUAGCCAAAGAGUAUCUGAAAAUUCCUUCGCUAAACCAGUGGGAUAAUUCUAAUUCCUCCUCGAUACCAUGUGCUUCUCCUUCUGAGAUUCACCUCAGCACAUCACCCCAGGAGACACUUUCCUCCAGUCUCUCUGAGCAAAUGUUCUCUUUCCAGGACUUGCAGACCAUGAAUAGCUCUCAGACAAUCACUCCCUCUCACCAGCCACCUUUGGUAAACAGGAGACUGAACAAGCUCCACCAUCUGCAGAGACUACACUCAGAACCAUGGCUGAAGAUCCCACAAUCCUUUCUAUCACAACAGCAUGCCAAAGGUAACUCUCAAAUGGAAGAACUACCUGACUUAACACCUGAAGAAGAACUUGCUUUCAGCAUUGACAGACAGAUGACUUUUGACCCUCAGGUCAGCACUGACCACAAAGAAGCAACUAGCCAGUCUCAGCUUCAAGAAAACAACACAAGCAAUCAUGGAAACCUAAAAGCAGAGGGAGCACUGCCUCACAACAUGUCCUUCAAUGGUUUAUCUUCAUUGUACUCUCUCUCCCACCCAGAUCUUCACUCCAAAAGCAGUGAAUUUUUAUUAUCAGAGAACGACUCAGAAAAGUUACUCCCUAACCUGGCAGUGUCCAGUCUCAUCAACAUCAUCCAGCGUCGGAAGCUUGGAAUGGAUCAUUACAGCUCUGAUUCACAGCUUUCAGUGUCAGGCAACUCCCCAGCAGAAGGUAAAAAACAGCUUGACAACCGGCAACUACUGACUUCACGAUCAUCCACUUUGAUAAGCUCGCAAGAGUCCACUGAGAGCACUUUAUUGGGAAAUUUACACAAGAAGCACCCAACCAGUCUAGAGAGGAGAGGAUCAGGGGCUCUUCUCACAGAUCUACCUUUCAAUCAUCGACCAGGUUUUCUACCACCACUGAACCAUCACGCUUCAAUCUCACAAACCUCUGGAGCAAGCAGCUUCAGUUCUAUCUGCUCCAGCAACAAGCCAACAUGUGGUUUGGUGACAGGGAUGAAGCAGUAUCUCCCUUCAGCUCCUGCUGGCUUACCAAAGGAUCUCAAGAGCAGAAGAAUGCUGCUGAGAAGGCACUCCAUGCAGCCUGAACAAAUCAAACAGCUAGGCGACUUUAAAGAGAUCUUUGGUUAAUGACGAUGGAAAUGCAGUGUAUUGGGUAAAUAGACAUGAAUAUAUGACAACAUGCUAAACAUCCACCAUUUGAAAAAUAAACUGGAGUAUGUGUGGAAGUUAGUUUGCAGGAUAUCCACAUCCACCACACAUUUAACCUAAUUUAAUUUACAUAAGUUAGAUCAUUUCAUUUUUCAUUUUCACUACUCAAAAGUGAAAUUAUGUCUAUAUAAUCCCUGUAUGUUAAAUGUCUGUAAAACAUAUGUUUUAUGAAAAUUACUCAGUAUAGUAUAGUUUUCCUGUGUACAUAUUAAUUAAUAUACCACUCAGGGUAAAUUCAAGUUUAAACCUUGGAUAAAGUGGGGCUAAGGUUCACUAACCAUACAUAACAAAACAGCUGCCAGCUAACACUAACUGGGUUUUGUGAAUCAAAUAUAUUUGCUCUUUAAUUCUAAUUUUAUAUAUAUAUAUAAACAAAUAUAAACAUUGAUAAAAAACAAAUUUAUUUUAUUUCUUAUAGGACUCAAGUUCAUAUGUAAGGCAUAACAGAACGGCACAAUCAUCAAACAAAACAUGACAAUAAAGAAAAUGAGGAAAUAAUCCCUGUUCAAAAGUUUGCAUACCUUUAAUUCUUAAUAUCAUGUAUUACCCCCUUUACAACAAUGAUGGCAUGCAGUGUUUUGUAAUAAUGAGGUCCUUAAUUCUCUCAGGCGGUAUAGCUGCCCACUCUUCUUGGCAAAAUAUCUCCAGUACCUGUAAAAAAAAUUUUUUUUACAGAUAUUGAGGUCAGGAGACUGUGAUGGCCACUCCAGAACCUUCAUCUUUUUUGCUGUAGCCAUUGGAGAGUCAACUUGGCCUUGUGCUUUGGAUCAUUGUCAUGUUGGUACAUCAAAGAGUGUCCCAUGCGCAGAUUUCGUGCUGUAGAAUACUAAGCCAUGGUCAGGU